Molecule: messenger RNA, 3285 nt
Organism: Plodia interpunctella (Indianmeal moth)
Lineage: Eukaryota; Metazoa; Arthropoda; Insecta; Lepidoptera; Pyralidae
Exons: 2
Coding region: 209-2629 (806 amino acids)
Source: RefSeq, a predicted model, not a curated record
UCUCACAUUAGCUCCGCACAAAAACGUACGAAGUGAUCAUACGGCGUCGCGCGGGGAGAGGGAUCGGCGCGGGCGCCCCGUCUGCUCGUCAGUUGGACCGAUGUUUGAUGGAGGUAGGCCGUUUUUGCAGCAUGCGCUAAGCUUGUAUUCGCUUCGAAUAUAAUACAAUUGAAUAAGGUGUUUUGCAUGUAAAAAUAUAUUUUUAAAUAUGUCAAGAUCACGCAAAAUGUUAAAUAUGUUAAAAGAAGUUAGAGAGGAGUCUGGGAUUUUUUUAUCGUUUUCACAACCUGCUGUAAAAGUAGCAAAAACUUUAAUUUCUGAUGUGAAUGUUAAUGACAACACAUGUAAGCAGCCAACGUCACCACUGCCUCAUGGUGCAGAAGAAAUUAGCCAGGAAUUAGCAGACGUAUGGGAGGAAAUUAUGCAAGAAGAUUGUAGCCCCAAAAAAAUUACCUGCAGCAGCUCAACACCGAUUGUUAUGUCUGAUAAGUGUGCCGAUAAUAGUAAUAAUAACAGUAUAGAAAAACUACCCCAAGAAAAUAUCCCUCAAGAAAUAACCUGUGAUAGCUCAAUACAGGUAGCUACAAAUCAGCCAUCUCCCGAUGAUGUUUACAGCAACCAACCUAGCCUAUUACCUUUGGAAGUGCCUUCUAGUUUUGAAAAUUCACCCCAGAUUGAACUCGAAGGUUUAGAAAUUUCACAGCGGUCAAACCUAGUUCCUUCAGAACUAUAUGAACCAACUCCAAUUCCAUCACCAACUAAUGUUCAUUCAGUCUGUGAUAGCAUAUUCUGCCCAUGUCAUGAAGGCAAUUAUUCUGUAACUUCCGUACAGUCAUUCAGCACAACAAAUUCGCCAGCUACUUCCCAUUUAAGCCUUCCAACUGUGACCCGCAGAACAUCGAAAAAGCGACAAAAGCGUGUAAAAGAAUGGGCUGACAUUAAACGAAAAUGCCUUAAAAACUUGGGUAAGAAAUAUGUUACCAAAAAAGGAAAAUCCAUAGAUGAAAAAACGAUGGGGGCGUCUUGCAAAUGCCGCUAUACAUGUCCAAAUAAAAUUACUUACCAGCAACGGUUGGAGUGUUUCACUAAAUUUUGGCAACUUGGCGAUCGAGCUAAGCAGUGGAACUUCAUCGUCAAGUAUACGGAUAAGACAAAGAAAAAACGUUGUCUCAAUCAAGAUGCUCCAAAUAAUAGGAAAUAUACUUAUAAGUAUUAUCUACCGCUGAUUACAGAUUACAGUGAAUCUCACUGCGAGAAAACAGAGGUGUGUCAAACUAUGUUUCUCAAUACACUUUCGGUUUCUACUCGUAUCGUAAAGACGGCUUGGAUGAAGUACGAUGGUAGUGCUAUUAUAGAAGAGGACCAAAGAGGCCGCCAUGAUAAUCACAAAAUUGUUAUAGAUGGAGCAAUGAAACAAAGCGUUUGUGACCAUGUUAAUUCAUUUGAUCCUGUUGAAUCUCAUUACUUACGCAAGGAUAGUGAAAAGCUCUAUUUACCGGGACACUUAAGUAUUGCAAAAAUGUUUAAGUUAUACCUUGAAUGGUUUGAUGCUGAAAAGUACAGCUCUAAAGCUACAAAAGAACGUCAGUAUCGGGACAUCGUUAACUGUAAUUUUAAUUUAGUUUUUCACAUUCCUAAAAAGGACCAGUGUGACGAUUGUCAUGUGUUCCGAAUGAAAAAAAUCCCAACAGACGAAGAAAAAGAAGCUUUUCAGCAACACCAGAAUAAUAAGAAGGUCGCAAGGCAACUGAAAAGCCAAGAUAAAAAAGACGCCGAGGAGUCAAACGGAAAAAUAGUUACUUCUGUGUUUGAUUUCGAAAAGGUACUACAGUGUCCUCUUGGUGAAAUCAGCAUAUUUUACUAUAAAAGAAAACUCUCUGUUUUUAACUUCACGGUUUAUGACAUGGGUAAAAAAAAGGCUGUUUGCUAUAUGUGGGAUGAAUCUGUGGCAAAACGUGGCGCAAAUGAGGUGAGCAGUUGCCUUUUGGAUUUUAUUCAGACUAAUGUUGAACAAGGGGCCAAUGAGUUUCGCUUCUGGUCAGAUAAUGCAACUGGACAAAAUCGUAAUCGUUUUGUGUUUGCCUUGUACGUUUACGCUGCAAAAAAAUUCAAUAUACGUAUAACACACAGGUUUAUGCAAAAGGGCCAUACCCAAAAUGAGGGUGACAGUGUCCAUUCUGUUAUUGAAAGAGCAUCUCGCGCUAAAAUUAUCUAUACCCCUCACGAAUGGCGUUUAUUAGCAAAAUGGGCGAAGAAUGAUGGUGAACCUUAUGUUAUUCGUAACAUAUCUCAGAAUGAUGUAUUUGAUUUUAAAAGUCUUGUUAAUGAUAAGGUUUGGCUGAAAGACAUUAGAGGAAUGAAGAUUAAUUGGAGUAACAUUCGAGAAGUGCAUGCGGACGGUAGUGAUUCCAAUAAGUUGUUUUUUAAGUAUGACCAGACUCAACCUGAAUUUAACAUUUUGGUGAUUGGCGGUAACACUAGAAACUCAGUCCAAAGUGAACUGAAACAUGCAUAUUCAGAACCUAUUAAGAUUUCUGCUUUUAAAUAUAAAGAUUUAAUGGAUAUGUGCCGCUUAGAAGUUAUCCCUAAAGAAUAUCAUCCAUAUUUUAAUUCUUUACCACAUGACUAAUAAUGUACCUUCUACGUUUAUGUUCGUUACUAUUAUUAUAAUACAAAAAGUGAAAGACUGGGUCAUUUUAUGUGCUAAUAAUUACUGUUCAAUCUAGUGCCAUAAUGAUUGUUUAAUUUUUAUUUUGAGAUUUUUGUAGUAAAAACGUGUUAAAAAAAAUAUUUUUAUUUUAUUACCAAACUAACUGUUUCCCCUGACUUUUUCCACGUCCUCCGUCCUUAAAAUAUGUUUAUAAAACCUAAAUGGCACUUGAAACCCACAGUAAAUACCGUGCUUUCUAAAAUACGGAAUCAUCUCGCGUUAUAUAGGACCAAUAUGUCAAAGGUAACUCUGACGAACAACGACCAAUAUAAACAUAAAACGUUUCUUAAUUCAGACUUCUUCGUAAAACAACGUACGAUGUUCACUAUGGACCCUCCUUAUUCCACGCUAAAAUGUUCUAUAUUGACAUGGAACUCACUAUUUCACGAAAUUAAAGGAUUAUAAAAAUAUACUAUUAAAUAUUUGACUAGGCCAAGACACAGCAACAACAUAUCAAAAGUUCUUAUUAUCAACUCUCUCCAUUUAAGAGUUAUAUUAGUCAACAACUUCUCUGAACUCUACUGAAAACCUUCAAUAUCGCAGACCGGACUUUAUUCUACGGAGUAGUCGAGAUA